UACCUAUUAUAUUAUAAGAAUUUAAAUUAUUUUUGCAGAAAACCCCAGAUAACGACUAUAAGUUACUGUGCAUCACAACACUGAUAUGUAGUACUUUCAUUUACAAUGUGAAAGGAGUCAUCGACAGGGAUACAUUGGAUAAACUUGGGUUCGUCACAUUCUACGCUAAAAAGGUUUCAGUAAGUGGAGACAUACGUCAAAAUGCAUUCUCGUCUGACAUUGGACUUUAUUUUCCGAAAUUUGUUCUUUGCUUGAGAGACUUUUCGUACAACUUGGACAAAGAAAGUCCAAAUGCCUACUUAGAGAGACGCCUUCACAUGAGUUCUGACGAAUAUCGUCUCGAUGAAAGAAAUACAUACAUCCAAAUUCGUGCAUGUAUUCGAACAUUCUUCCCCCAACGCGAAUGCUUUGUUUUUGAUGCGCCAGUCGCUGGAAGAGUUAAACUUGCUCAAUUGGAGAGUAUGGACGAACGGGAAUUGCUUGAGUCGUUUACAGAAGAUUCAGAUGUAUUUAUAGAAAAAAUAACAAAAUAUCAACCAAAAAUACUCCUCGAUGGCAGUAGGAUAAAUGGCAACAUGUUUUCUUCCCUUGUUAAAACAUACGUUACCACGUUCAAUACCGGAGGGAUACCAUGUAUAGGCAGUGCAAUGGCGAUCAUGGCAAGAAAUGAGAACAGAGUUGUUCUUGAAAAUGUAAUGAAAACAUUUCAGUCGAGAAUACUUUCAAUUGAACUUCCAGUAUAUGAGCAGAAAAACUUCCUGGAAUUAUUCACAGGGGAGAGAAGAAGGGCUGCUCAAGAAUUUCGAUCAAAAUGCGUCUUAAAGAUUGAAGAAGACUUGUACGACGAAAUUGAGAAAAAUAUGGACAAACUAUGGAAGGAACAUUAUGACAAAAACAUCCAAAUCCAAAAGCUUAUGUGUAUCACCGCAAUGGAAGAAAUGUAUCAAUCAGAAAUUAAACCAAGAUUGACCGUCGGACACUAUGAGGAUGAAGAUGGGUAUCUCCACUAUAAAAAGGAUGUAAAUAACCUAAAAUCAAAGAUUAAAAAAAGGUUUCCUGAAAUGGAUGAUACUUUGGUAACUUUUCUUUGAUCUUUCAAUUUACCUGGUUACAUUAGAUGCUGUUUUAUAUU
Messenger RNA from Ruditapes philippinarum (Manila clam), 1132 nucleotides. RefSeq names its product guanylate-binding protein 1-like. Lineage: Eukaryota; Metazoa; Mollusca; Bivalvia; Venerida; Veneridae. Bases 318 to 1091 code for a protein of 257 amino acids. The transcript is spliced from 4 exons. The record is from RefSeq and is a predicted model, not a curated record. Gene Ontology annotation, molecular function: GTP binding; GTPase activity.